Molecule: messenger RNA, 3705 nt
Organism: Oenanthe melanoleuca
Lineage: Eukaryota; Metazoa; Chordata; Aves; Passeriformes; Muscicapidae
Gene: CLCN7
Product: chloride voltage-gated channel 7
Exons: 25
Coding region: 245-2653 (802 amino acids)
Biological process (GO): chloride transport; transmembrane transport
Cellular component (GO): lysosomal membrane; intracellular membrane-bounded organelle
Molecular function (GO): voltage-gated chloride channel activity
Source: RefSeq, a predicted model, not a curated record
GCCUCGCGGCGGCCUCGCAACCUCUCGGGCCGCCGCCACCGGGGUCCUGCUGUCCUGUCCUGUCCUGUCCCGUCCCGUUCCGUCCCGCAGCCACUCCGGGCGCGAGGCCCCCACCAGAACUACAACUCCCAAGGUGCCUCGGGGCGCCCCCGGCCGCCCUGACAGCCACGUGAUAGCGGUGGCGGCGGUCACAUGACCGCGCGGCGGGGCAGGCCCGGCGGAGGAGCUGCUGCCGCCGCCCCGCAUGGCCAACGUCGCCAAGAAGGUGUCCUGGUCCGGCCGCGACCGCGACGACGACGAGGACGGACGUGCGGGCGAAACCACCCCGCUGCUCAACGGUACCGGCCCGGGUGCGGCGGGCAGCGGCCGGCAGCUCUCUCCUUCCCCCUUCCUGCGCAUCGGGCAGCUGAGCAAUGUGGAUCUCAACGAGGACAUCCGUGAGCUGGAGACAGAGGUGCCUCGGCAGCGUCCCAACGAGAUCCCCCACAAUGAGAAGCUCCUGUCACUCAAGUAUGAGAGCUUGGACUAUGACAACAGUGAAAACCAGCUAUUCCUGGAGGAGGAGAGGAGGAUAAACCAUGCGGCGUUCCGGACGGUGGAGAUCAAGCGCUGGGUCAUCUGCGCCAUGAUCGGCAUCCUCACCGGCCUCGUCGCCUGCUUCAUCGACAUUGUGGUGGAGAACCUGGCUGGGCUCAAGUACCGUGUGGUCAAGGACAACAUUGACAAGUUCACAGCCAAAGGGGGCCUCUCUUUCUCCUUGUUACUCUGGGCCACCCUGAAUGCCAGUGUGGUGAUGGUGGGCUCUCUGAUCGUUGCCUUCAUAGAGCCUGUAGCAGCUGGCAGUGGCAUUCCCCAGAUCAAAUGUUACCUCAACGGUGUGAAGAUUCCACACGUUGUCCGGCUCAAGACCCUGGUGAUCAAAGUCUGCGGGGUCAUCCUCUCAGUGGUCGGUGGCCUGGCUGUUGGGAAGGAAGGACCCAUGAUUCACUCUGGAUCCGUGAUUGCUGCUGGAAUCUCCCAGGGAAGAUCCACGUCCUUAAAGCGAGAUUUCAAGAUCUUUGAGUACUUCCGCAGAGACACAGAGAAGAGGGACUUUGUGUCGGCUGGAGCUGCCGCCGGCGUCUCGGCUGCCUUCGGUGCCCCUGUGGGGGGUGUCCUGUUCAGCUUGGAGGAAGGGGCUUCCUUCUGGAACCAGUUCCUGACGUGGAGAAUCUUCUUUGCCUCCAUGAUCUCCACCUUCACGCUGAACUCUGUCCUGAGCGUUUACCACGGCAAUGCCUGGGAUCUCUCCAGCCCUGGGCUUAUCAACUUUGGCAGAUUUGAUAGUGAGAAAAUGGGCUACACAAUCCAGGAAAUUCCUAUCUUCAUCUUUAUGGGAGUGGUUGGUGGGAUCCUUGGAGCCCUGUUCAAUGCCCUCAAUUACUGGUUGACGAUGUUCCGGAUCAGGUACAUCCACCGGCCCUGCCUGCAGGUGGUUGAGGCCAUGCUGGUGGCAGCAGUGACAGCAACCGUGGGGUUUGUCAUGAUUUACUGCUCAAGGGAUUGCCAGCCCAUCCAGGGGAGCUCUGUGGCAUAUCCCCUGCAGCUUUUCUGUGCUGAUGGAGAGUACAACUCCAUGGCAACUGCCUUCUUCAACACACCUGAGAAGAGUGUUGUCAACCUCUUCCAUGACCCUCCAGGUUCCUACAACCCCAUGACCCUGGGCAUGUUCACACUGAUGUAUUUCUUCCUGGCCUGCUGGACCUAUGGCCUGACAGUGUCUGCAGGGGUCUUCAUCCCCUCCCUGCUGAUCGGGGCAGCCUGGGGGAGGCUCUUCGGCAUCUCCCUGUCCUACCUGACCAAGGGCUCGAUCUGGGCUGAUCCUGGGAAGUACGCCCUGAUGGGAGCUGCUGCACAGCUGGGUGGCAUAGUGCGGAUGACGCUGAGUCUCACAGUCAUCAUGAUGGAGGCAACAGGCAACGUCACCUAUGGCUUCCCCAUCAUGCUGGUGCUGAUGACAGCAAAGAUUGUGGGAGACUACUUCGUGGAGGGACUGUAUGACAUGCACAUCCAGCUGCAAAGUGUCCCUUUCCUGCACUGGGAGGCCCCAGUGACGUCCCACUCCCUCACAGCCAGGGAGGUGAUGAGCACUCCUGUCACCUGCCUGCGGAGGAUUGAGCGCGUGGGCACGGUCGUGGACAUCCUCAGUGACACCUCCUCCAACCACAAUGGUUUCCCUGUGGUGGAGAGCAACCCUGACACCACCCAGGUUGCUGGGCUGCGGGGUCUGAUCCUGCGUUCUCAGCUCAUCGUCCUGCUGAAGCACAAGGUUUUUGUGGAAAGGGCCAACCUGAGCCUGGUGCAGCGGCGGCUGAAGCUGAAGGAUUUUCGGGAUGCCUACCCCCGCUUCCCCCCCAUCCAGUCCAUUCACGUCUCCCAGGACGAGCGCGAGUGCAUGAUUGACCUCAGCGAGUUCAUGAACCCCUCGCCCUACACCGUGCCCCAGGAGGCGUCUCUGCCACGGGUGUUCAAGCUGUUCCGAGCCCUGGGGCUGCGGCACUUGGUGGUUGUGGACAAUCGCAACGAGGUGGUGGGAAUGGUGACCCGCAAGGACCUGGCCAGGUACCGGCUGGGGAAGGAGGGCCUGGAGGAGCUCUCGCUGGCACAGACGUGAGGCAGUGUGGCCCAGCAGAGACGUGCCCUGGCCCCUCGGGGCUGGGCACCCCCUUUUGCAGGAGGUGGGGCAAGGACUGGGCCAGUCCGUGCAGGUGUCACAGUGCCUGGAGCACUGGCAUGGCCAUGCUGCCCUGGCCCUCCUGCCUGUUACUGCCUUCCCACGUCUACUGCCUCCUCUUGUCACCCCUUCCUCUGCUUCCCUGAGGGAUCAAAAUUCAGCCUUGGCUCUGUUAGCUCCUGAAAUAGGUUCUCCUUGAAGGUUGGGUGAAGGCUGGAGUGUUCCAUGGGGAGCAGGACUGCCCUACUGAGCUGAGCACACUCCUCUGGUAUGGCACAUGGCCUCUGUUGCCUCAUCCACCCAGUCUGGGCUGUCUGGGACUUAGGCCCUGCAGCUGCAGCUAGGGCAGGGCUGUGAGAGGAGCAGAGGGGACAUGAUGGGGCUCCCUCCUGCCCCCAGGCCCCCAUUCCCUGCUGCCCUGUGGUCCUGCUUGCUGGGUUGGGCUGAGCUCUGGGGUUGCCUCCCUGCUCCUUGGGCCUGAGGAGGGGGACAUGCCCUGCUCAGCUGUGCAAUAAAAGGGCUCCCCUGGUUCUGCAGCUGCCGCCUCCGGCUCUUUCUUGGCUCCCUCAGCCACUCUGACCCCAACCCAUGUGUGGGGAGACACCCCUAGGAUCUGGGGCAGGGAUGGGGAGGGGAGAGCUGCCUGCUCUGGGGUGCUGUUGGUUCUGCAGCCUGUGCCCCUCUCACCACUGCUGCUCCCACACUGGGAUCCAGAGUCACUCUUGGGGCGUGUUCUGGCCAUUUCCAGCAGCCUGGGCCCUUCCAGGCACCCCAAACCCAACCACCAGUCCUGGAUUUGGCUGGGGAUGGGAGCAAAGCCAGCUUUGGCACCUCACUUCUCCCAUCUUUCCCAAUCCUUGCUCCUCUCCUUGGCAUUUCCCUGCCCCCUGACCUGGGACUGCCCCUUCCUUAGUUGGACGCAGGCAGGCUGGUGCCUGGAGAGGCUUUUGACUGCGGGAUCUGUGCUGAAAUAAAGUCUGUUUGUACUUUUA